AUGAAUCAAGGGAACCCUGGCUUCCGUGAAUCAGCGGUUUUGGUGGCCAUUGGUCUCCAACGAUGUCAGACAGUUUGUGUUGGCUUGCCCUGUCUGUGCGCAAAACAAGACCGCCCGCCACCCUCCCGCAGGUCUGCUCCAUCCCCUUCCCACCCCCUCCCGGCCUUGGUCUCACAUCGCCCUGGAUUUUGUGACUGGUCUUCCCCUGUCGAGCGGACACACUGUAAUUCUCACAGUGGUGGACCGCUCUCCAAUGCGGCCCAUUUCAUCCCUCUUCCCAAGCUUCCGUCCACCCGAGAGAUGUCUCAACUGAUGGUGGACCAUGGCUUCCGCCUACAUGGCCUUCCGGUUGACGUCGUGUCCGAUAGGGGUCCUCAGUUCAUCUCUCGGUUUUGGAAAGAAUUCUGUCGUCAGAUCUGGGCCUCAGCGAGUCUGUCGUCAGUGUGUGGUCAACGGGUAUGGCUCUCCACCAAGGACCUGCCUCUCCGGGUGCCUUCUCGUAAGCUGGCACCCAGGUUCAUUGGGCCAUUCCGGAUCACCAAGGUGGUUAACCCAGUGGCCGUACGUCUCAAGCUUCCCCCCAACCUUGGUCGAGUCCACCCUGUAAUCCAUGUAUCCAGGGUCAAGCCGGCAGUCACCUCCCCUCUCAACCCAGCCAGUUCUCGGGCCACCCCUCCCCCCCCCGCGGCUGGUGGACGGUGUCCAGGUCUAUACGGUAAGAAGACUCCUGGACAUCCGCCGUCGCGGCCGGGGCGUUCAGUAUUUGGUGGACUGGGAGGGCUAUGGCGCAGAAGAAAGGUCGUGGAUUCCCUCGCGGGAUGUGCUGGACCGGUCGCUGAUCGUGGACUUCCACCGGAGAUGAGCAGCUUGCAUCGGCGCUCCGGUCAGUGGUCAUCUCAACGAGAGGUCUUCCCGUGGGUGGACUCUCCAGCUACUCCUUCAGGCGCAACUUUUCCCCUCUCGGUCUACGCGGACUCCGAGUCGAGUGAGGUCACCAGGCGCUACCGCCCAACUCUCAGCACCGGCAGCCUAUCCUCGACUCUCCUCGCUGACUUUUGGCUCCUCCGGAGGGAAACGCUUGCAACCUGUUUUGUUGUUACAUUUCUCCCUGUCUUCGUCAGUGUAAAUAAAGACUCUGUUUUUUCCGCCCGCACUUGGGUCUCCCGUGGUUCUGUCAUGACAACAAAGAAAAGAUUUGACGUUCAUACAAUGGGUCUUUUAAGAUAA
This is a messenger RNA of Triplophysa rosa, 1227 nucleotides long. RefSeq lists its product as uncharacterized. The record is from RefSeq and is a predicted model, not a curated record. NCBI's taxonomy places the organism in Eukaryota, Metazoa, Chordata, Actinopteri, Cypriniformes, Nemacheilidae. Gene Ontology annotation, molecular function: nucleic acid binding. The coding region runs from base 1 to 1227 and encodes 408 amino acids. The transcript has 3 exons.